Molecule: messenger RNA, 459 nt
Organism: Ostertagia ostertagi
Lineage: Eukaryota; Metazoa; Nematoda; Chromadorea; Rhabditida; Trichostrongylidae
Source: the annotation of a GenBank genome assembly
AUGAUCUUGUGCAACAUUGAGUCCACUAUUCUUGAAGAAGGUGAAGGAGAUGAAGUGAAAAUGGACUCGUCAGUACUGUGCGACACGACAACGUUCAAUUUUUUGUCGACGGAGCGUGAUUCAAAACUUCGCCUGUCUACAAAGUCCGAACCAUUCGAUUUGCUUCUAUUAGGAAUGAAGAGAAAUGAGAAGCGCAUAAUUCGAAUUGAUCAAAAAACAGCGGUGCUCUUCCAUGUCAAAAAAGUAGGCACAGUGUGCGAGGUACUCAAUGAUUACUCAGUUUUACAUCGGAUUGUUGGAGUGGAAAUUGAUCGUAUGGAGAUACGAUUAGAGGCGGCAUUGGAAAGAAUGGUUGAUCGGCAUUUCCAAUCAUUCGCGGAAGAGAUACGAAAUGUCAAAAGUACUCAGGAAGCAAUCCUAAACAAGCUGGAUGAGCUCACAAAAACCAGAGACAGCUGA